GCCAUGAACGCUGCUGUGCAACUGUUCAUCAACGAUCCGGGGGCUUGCAGGCCAAAGGAGCAGAUGACAGACAGUGACUGGUGGCUCCUGGUGAAAGGUAUUUCCUCAAAGCAGUCGACAAGCCAGGAGGUCUAUCGCCUGUACAUGCAGGUGGCUGCUGGAUCCUUUGUUGAGCAAGGCAAGGUGGAGCUGGCUGUGUUGACGCAAACCAGCACGCGUGAACUGAAUUAUUUGACUCAGGGAUCCAGGGCGAGUGGCAUCCCAGCUCCGCCCACCCAGGAGACUUUCACACGGCUGUUGUCCUUGACUGACACCUGGGCCAGCCUGACUGGGAUUCUCGACGAGUCCCUGGCCAUGGAGCAGCUCCCA
Symbiodinium necroappetens is the source of this 369-nucleotide messenger RNA. Lineage: Eukaryota; Dinophyceae; Suessiales; Symbiodiniaceae. The record is from the annotation of a GenBank genome assembly.